CAUAACUUUUCAGUCCAACAUCUUUUCAUUUUUUCAUGCGUUCUCUGAGUCAUGGAAGCUCCAAGCCCUAACAAGCGACUUCGCCGAGACCCUCCUUGUCUACCUUCUUCAUCCUCCUCAGCCCCAAGCUCUCUUCCUACUGUUCCCGAUCUCAACCAGAACCACGUCGAUCUGCUCAUCUCCUCCUUCCUCUCCUUACCGGACUUGCCUUCGCUAUCAAUUAGCAACUCGUUCGAUCGAGCGAUUAAGAAGCUAUUGGAAUCUUCUGCUGAUGAAUCCGUUAAAGAUCGUAUCAACGAUCGUGGUCUCAGACUCGCCUCGCUUCUGCAUGAGUCCACGAAAAGGUGCGCUCGGAAGCUCGCUGCUAGUCACAAUUCCAAUUCCUGGAGUCUCCCUCAUGAACUCACCGUCAAGGUCUUUUCUAUGCUUGAUACAAAAUCUCUGAUGCGAGCUUCAGCUUGUUGCAUCAUGUUCAAAAAAUGUGCCAUGGACCCUUCAUGUUACUCCCACAUUGACUUGCCUGGAAAUGCUGGAAAUAGAGUCGUGCGUAGUAUGAUCCUUAAUGCCGGAAAGGAACUCAGAUCCCUUAAAGUUGGUUGUCCUGGUGAUUCUUCAAAAUCUAUACGUUCAGGCUCGUGUCUUGCCCCAUUGUCCUAUAAUCAUGGGUUUCUUGGUAAACUCUUGAGAAGCCUACACCUUUACGACAACAGAUGGUUGGACAGAAAUUUCUUACUCCGUGCCUUGUCUGUCUGUUCAAAUCUAACCGAUCUGAAGAUUGUUGGAUUGUGUUCUAAUUCAGCUGAAAAAAUAUUGGACUUGCUUACAAGCAAAUGUGAGCAUCUGUUCUUAGAGCAACAUAUCAGAUAUGGUACGUCGAGCUUUAACUCUGGUGCGCCAUUCGAGAGAAACUGUCCCAAUUUAACUUCACUAUCACUUAUAGGUUUCGACCUAGGUGACGGUAACAUAUACCAUCUUGUUAAGGGUUUGGCUAAACUCAAGUAUCUGAACAUAUCCAAAACAUUAAGUAUCAAUGGUGGCUUUUUGAGGCUUUUCAGUUCUGAGUUGAGAGGCUCUCUGCUCGAGACUCUAAUAUUGCGAGAUUGCAAUUCUCUACAGGAGAGUAAGGUUUGCGAGUUUUUGGAUUCGUUACUGAUGUCCAAAACAUACUUCAGAUGCAUUCGACACAUUGACGUUUCAAAUGACCAUUGUUUGGUUAAUAACGGCAGGAGAUGUAGCAAACCGAAGUUUCCCCUAGAAGAGCUGAGAGAAGAAAGACCAGGUCUCACAUUUGUGGCAUAUUUUAGGUUACCAUCACCUUCUUCAUCUUCUUCGUUAGCUUCUUCAUCUUCUUCGUUAGCUUCUUCAUCAUCUUCGUCUUCAUCUUCUUCUUCAUCAUCAUCAAGUGAAAGUGAGGACGACUAAUGGCAAUGGGAUACUGUUGACUUGUGAGUCGUGUGAUAAUGGUUUCUUCACUUCUCUUUUUUUUUUUUUCCUUUUGGAAGAAGAUAAUAGUAGGCAUAGUAUGUUUCUGCUCUUUUAUUUUGGAUCAUGUACUGAAGGACAUGCAUUCUAGUUUUUGAAUGAACCCACUGAAAAAAGGAUUCAAUGGACUUCGAAACUUAAGAAUCUAACUUUAUAUCAAAACAACAUUUUUACAACUAAAUUUGAAUAAAC
This is a messenger RNA of Eruca vesicaria subsp. sativa (arugula), 1674 nucleotides long. NCBI's taxonomy places the organism in Eukaryota, Viridiplantae, Streptophyta, Magnoliopsida, Brassicales, Brassicaceae. The record is from the annotation of a GenBank genome assembly.